AUGGAAAACGGCCAGCAAGGAAGAGAGGAUCUGGCGGCAGCGAACCGCGAGUUCUGGAAGUUAAUAUUCGGCUCACAAUGGAUGCUUAGUUUCGCCAAGAAGAUUGGUGAUGCCCUCUCCGACAAUGUCGAGUGGAUGGGCAUUCGCCGUCGAUCCGAGAGCGGCCCCCCCGUGAAACUUCUCGACUAUGCUUGUGGCUACGGUAUGGUGUCGAGCGCGCUCCUGGGACAAUUCGACGUCAUCAAAGGGAUCGACAUUUCCGAUGCCAGUGUGGCGGCCUACAACGAGAUGGCUCAGCAGUCGGGUGUUCCGCCUGGUCUCAUGGUUGCCGUUCAGGGCUCCAUACCCGCCAUAUCGACGAACACUGUGCUGGCUACGGAAGAGUUUUUCGACUUCGAUGUCAUUGCAAUAAGCAUGGCCCUUCACCAUAUGGGUGACCAAGUCGGCGUUAUAUCCGGCCUCUACGAACGGCUGCGCAGCGGUGGUGUUUUGGUCGUCGUUGAUCUGGCACCAGAGGCUCACGUCCACGAUCAUGCCCACGACCACUCUCAUGGCCACACCGAUUGUGCUGGGGGUAGCCACUCUCAUGACCAUUCCCACGGCCACUCUCAUGGCGCAGUUUCAUCUCAUCACACAAUUUCUAAACAUGGGGGAUUUGAGCCUGAAGACAUGAAGGCUCUUCUGGCCGAAGCUGGCUUCACUCCUGAAAGCUUUGGCUACAAAUUGUACCCCGACACCACGCCGCAUGUUUCCAAUGUCCCUCAGCAUGGUACUUGCCAGACAUCCAAGUUUAAGCCAUUUUUCAUUGCCAAGGGGGUGAAGCGAUAG
Molecule: messenger RNA, 828 nt
Organism: Trichoderma harzianum CBS 226.95
Lineage: Eukaryota; Fungi; Ascomycota; Sordariomycetes; Hypocreales; Hypocreaceae
Exons: 2
Coding region: 1-828 (275 amino acids)
Source: RefSeq, a predicted model, not a curated record